Molecule: messenger RNA, 3448 nt
Organism: Pomacea canaliculata
Lineage: Eukaryota; Metazoa; Mollusca; Gastropoda; Architaenioglossa; Ampullariidae
Product: nuclear pore glycoprotein p62-like
Exons: 11
Coding region: 118-2064 (648 amino acids)
Biological process (GO): RNA export from nucleus; protein import into nucleus
Cellular component (GO): nuclear pore central transport channel; nuclear pore
Molecular function (GO): phospholipid binding; structural constituent of nuclear pore
Source: RefSeq, a predicted model, not a curated record
GGUUGGUAACAUUUUUGUAUGUGACGACUUCCGGUUACACUCAAAGCGUGUAUAAGCGUGGAUUUGGUCUGCAAGUAAAAGCUACUGUUUGAACAAUAAACAGAAAGAAGAUUCACCAUGUUUGGAAGUGGGCCAAGACCAGGAGGAUUCACAUUUGGUCAACAACCAUCUGGUGGUUUCACUUUUGGUGCUUCGACAACAACUUCUGGUUCCACACUGGGAGGCUCCACAUUUGGAACAACAGCAGCAAGCAAUGAUGCAGCAGCUGGAGGGGCAGCAUCACAAACCACCGGAGGUGGCUUUACCUUUGGAUCAAUAGCCUCCUCGGCUUCUGCACCGGCUGGUGGCUUCUCAUUUGGGGGGCAGGCAGCUGGCAACACUGCUCAACCUGCAGCCUCUGGUGGCUUUUCUUUUGGUGCACAGGCAACUGGCAACACUGCUCAACCUGCAGCCUCUGGUGGCUUUUCUUUUGGUGCACAGGCAACUGGCAACACUGCUCAACCUGCAGCCUCUGGUGGCUUUUCUUUUGGUGCACAGGCAACUGGCAACACUGCUCAACCUGCAGCCUCUGGUGGCUUUUCUUUUGGUGCACAGGCAGCUGGCAAUGUGGCUCAGCCUGCAGCAACUGGCGGCUUCACCUUUGGUACACAAGCAGCUGGCAAUGCAGCUCAGCCUGCAGCAACUGGCGGCUUCACCUUUGGCACACAGACAGCUGGCAAUGCAGCUCAGCCUGCAGCAACUGGCGGCUUCACCUUUGGCACACAGACAGCUGGCAAUGCGGCUCAGCCUGCCCCAACUGGUGGCUUUUCUGCUGGUGGCUUCCCAUUUGUUACAACAUCCACUACUACAUCAACUACCAGUUCUGGUGCUGCUGCAGGCUCUGGAGGACUUACAUUUGGCGCACCAUCUUCACAGCCUGCAGCAAACAGCUUUAACUUUGCAAAACCAACCACGCAACCAUCUUUCUCUUUUGCAAGUACAGCUGUCCCAACAGCAGCAACAGGAGCAUAUUCUUUUGGAAGUGGACAGCUGUCUACUGCAACUACAACCACAGCAUCUGGAUUUUCUCUUACAAAAUCUGCAACAGCAACUCCAGCUACAACAACAUCAUCCUUAGCAUCACUCUUAGGAGCAUCAACAGUCCAGCAGGCAACUCUUGGAACAUCCACAGCUCAGCCUGGCUCCACAAGUCUCACUGUUGCCACCUCUGCUGCUUCCUCUACCUCCCAGCCAUUCAGUUUUGGUCUCCCAACCACAACCACACCUUCAACAUCUGCCACCACUAGUGUUUCUUUUGGAUCAAGUGGCUUGAAGCUGGGAACAACGGCCACAACGACAACAAUUACACCAAGCACUGGAUUCUCAUUCGGAACAUCGCUGGCUACUUCAUCAACCCCUGUACUGACUCUUAGCACCUCAACUACUUCAGCAGCUGCAACAGUGUCUGCCACGGAGGUUAAAACUGGUGGACGGCAGAUGAACUACAAACAGUUGGAAGAGGAGACCAACAAGUGGAUGGCAGAACUGGAAGAGGAAGAGCGCAGUUUUCUGCUUCAAGCUACUCAGGUUAAUGCUUGGGAUCGUCUGGUUAUUGAAAAUGGGGAUAAGAUUGUACAAUUAAAUACAGACCUGGAACGGGUCAAGCUGGAGCAGCAGAAGCUAGAGCAUGAGUUGGAUUUUGUACAGAGCCAGCAGCGGGAGCUGGGUGAUCUUCUGAGUCCAAUAGAGUCAGCUCUUGAGGCCAUGCCUGCAAUUUCAUACCAGCAGCAUGCAGACUUAGAACGAGAACACACGUACCAGCUUGCAGAAAGUCUAGAUGCUCAGCUCAAACGCAUGGGCCAGGAUCUGAAAGAGAUCAUUGACAGAAUCAAUUCCUCCAAUGCUAAACCUGAUCCAGAUGAUCCUGUGCAGCAGAUUACUAAGAUCUUAAAUGCACACAUGGAUUCACUGCUGUGGAUUGAUCGUCAGACUGCAAAUCUUGGUCGACGAGUGGAGGAUAUGUCUAAAGCAAUGGAGAGUGAAAAGAAAGAACAAGAGCGUAAUCUCCGAUUAGCUUACAGUUGAAAGUAGUAUUAUAAAUUCAUGUUGCAGCCAACCUCUAAACAACCAGAUGUAGGCUACAGACUUUGUGCUGUUCACUAUUCUCUCUACUCAUUUGUAAUCAGUGGAGUUAUUUUGUGAAAUCUUGGCAUGGAUACAGGUUUUUACCUGUUAAGUCGGGUUCUAUGCAUUCAGAAGACCAGAGUAAUAAAGGACCUCUUUAUAUUAAAUAAUAAAUUACUCAUGUCACAAUUUUUACUCUGUGCAGUAUCACAGUUAUUUGUAACAUUGUGAGAAAAUUUUGCAGGAACAAACACAACAUGAAAAUAAAGAUAAUGCUUUUGUUUUAUCUUUACACCUGUUGGCAAAAAUGCUGAUGCCAUCCAUAAUUUUCAUCAUUUGUCCAGACAUCAGUGAAUAAUGCUUCUAAAAAAUGAAAAAAGCCUAAAAGGAAAUAAGAAUAUGGAAAAACAAAUAAUUAUCAUGGGCAUUCAGCUUUAGUGACCCUUGCUGCCAGAAGUGCUUCUUGGUUAUGAGUAGGCACUCUUUAGAACAGUGGUUCUUAACCUUUUUUAAGGUACCAAACCCACAAGCUUCAAAUGCACAUUCACUGAACCCUUCUUUAGUUUCCUAUGCACAUUCACCGAACCCUUUUUUAGUGUCAUCAUGAAUUGCGGGUAUGUCUUGACCCCUGAGACGACUCACCGAACCCCAAGGAUUCGAUCGAAACCCAGGUUAAGAACCACUGCUUUAGAACUUUUGUUUUAAAACCCUGCACAAAAAUUUAGCUCGGUGACAAAUACUUCAUGGCUUACAUUUGGAAUGCAUGUCUUCCACAGCAGGUGAAGUAGUUUUUAACUUCUAAGCACUAAGAGAAACCUGCAAGAUGUGCAUGAAUGAGGCACAUGGUUACAGGCAUGCAAGGAACUGCAUUAGUAACUUAGUAGCUUUUUUUGUUUUUGUUUUUGUUUUGUUUUGUUUGUCAAGGGGAUGAUGGUGGGAAUGAGUGGCUAGUGGGAAAACAUUUAGCUUGUAAAAUAUCCUUAAUGUAAGUUUGUACUCAUCAUUGGUGCUUCUACUACUUAGGACAUGGAAGGAUGGUGACUUUAAUGGUGGCAGUUGGUUUCUGCAAGAUGUGUUUCUCAUGGAGAAUCAAAUUGGUUUCUUGCAGCAUAUUUUUCAUGCCAUCAUUUGCCAGUAUGAAUGUGUCUUGAAAUUUGUUUUAUUGGAAGAAAGAAGAAGGAAUGAAAAGGUUUUCACAAUUUUUGUUUUUUUAAAGAGGUGUUAUGUGUACAUACUUGCAAGGCAAUGAAAACCGUGUAUGCAUUCUUGUAAUGGAAUGAGAGCCACAGGAUAAUAAAGUUAUCCAUACUGUCAUGUCUUAAAAUAAAUAUUUUCCAGUUUGUCA